AACAACAAAGUUUUUAAAAUAUACGGCAGUACACUUUCGACAUGAAGUUUUUCUUGUUUGUUUUGUUUAUCUUGGGACAAACUCUAACAUCUGCGAAUCAUCAAGAACUUCCUCGCGGCCAUGGAAAAGAACUUGGAAAACACAGAGAAAGCGAUGGGCAUGUGGAGAUUUUACAUCAACUUCCAUCAGGGGGGGAGUUUUGGGAUCAAUACGCAAGUCUGCGAAAACCCGUUGUUUUUCGCGGGGCCGCCAAAAAAUUUCCUGCCUUCCACUUAUGGACCGAUCAAUAUUUAAAAGAAAAUUAUGGAGAGCUAGAAGUUAAACUGGAGGCUAAACGCGAGAAAGAUCAUGUUCCCGUUGGAGAAAGAGGUCUUGGUCGUGACACGAUUCGAAGUUUUCUGGGGGGGUAUAAACUGAAAGAUACCUAUACUGUGUCUCAACUGCCAGACCCGUGGGGGGGAGAAGUCUUUGUGUUACCCUCCCUAAUGUGUGGUUCUUUCAGUGAGAGAAUUUUAGAAGCGAAUCUUUGGUUGAGUUCAGGCGGAACUCGCAGUAUGUUGGGGGGGGAUGCAGACAAUGCCAUUAAUUGCUUACUGAAUGGCACCAAGGAUUGGGGGGGCAUUCAUCCAGAGAACGAACCAAACAUACCAGUCGCUGAUGGGGACAGAGGCUAUGGAGGCUUUGCCACAUUGGAUGUUCAAAGUGUGAAUCUUAUCAAGGGGGGGGAAUUCAAACAAGUGAGAUGGAAAUAUGCCAAUAUGACACCAGGGGAUUGCUUGUUCUUGCCUUACAGUUACUGGCAUCAAGUACGAUCAUAUGGUUCAAAGAGGGGGGGUGUUUCAGUUCUGUUCUCACGCUUGACAGAGUUUGACCCAUUUGGAUGUGAGAAUGCCAAGCUAGAAUACACUCCCCUUUCUGAUGUGAAUAUGGUAUGGACCUACCCAGGACAUGGGCCACAAACAAUGGGGAACUUAGAUCCAUUUGAAAGGGGGGGUGUAUUAAUUAGUAGCAAUAAACUAAGUAAUAGCAGUGGUGGCCAGGGGGGGGUGGACACCAUCAUGUUGUUUGUUAGAGAUCAUUAUAUCAGUCUUGUGGAAAGUAGCAAGAGAAAGAGACUGAACUUAGAGGACAUUUUUCAACUUCUCACUGAAGGUGAAGUUAUGGAAGAGCAUGAAGAUGUUAGAAGAAACAUUUCUGAAAAAGUUCUUAGAAUAAUGGAUGCUGGCAACAAAGGUUAUGUAACCAAACAAGACAUCGAGGCCCUAACUGUAGAACAAGUGAAACAAAUAGCAAAUGAGGUUGAUCCAGACCCUGCAAACACUGAGGAAUAUGAAUUUGCUAUUUUUGAUCUGAAUGAAGUCAAGUCUGUUUUUGACCAAGCUUUGCAUGAUGGACGUGGAAAACUGACUGUGGACAACUUAAUAGCACGUUACGAGGAUUUCGGUGGCUCUGCUAAAGUGGCGAGGGAACUUUACGACAUGCUUCAGCCUAAAAAUGCCGAUUUUGUGUCGAAAGAAGAAUUGAGGGAGCGUCUUGAUCAUGUCUUGAAGCUCUAUUUGAAAAAGAAAGAUGACGAUAAAUCAGGAAUUUUCUAUGAAAAAGAGUUGGCUGAAGAUAAAGAGAUCAUGCGACAAACGCUACCAUCAGAUAGCUUGGAUUCCAUACACAGAGAAUCUCCACACUCUGAAUUGUGAUUCUCGAAAAAAGAACUUCUUG
Messenger RNA from Stylophora pistillata, 1716 nucleotides. RefSeq lists its product as uncharacterized. NCBI's taxonomy places the organism in Eukaryota, Metazoa, Cnidaria, Anthozoa, Scleractinia, Pocilloporidae. The record is from RefSeq and is a predicted model, not a curated record.